Molecule: messenger RNA, 418 nt
Organism: Fopius arisanus
Lineage: Eukaryota; Metazoa; Arthropoda; Insecta; Hymenoptera; Braconidae
Product: mitochondrial import receptor subunit TOM7 homolog
Exons: 3
Coding region: 110-274 (54 amino acids)
Biological process (GO): protein import into mitochondrial matrix
Cellular component (GO): mitochondrial outer membrane translocase complex
Source: RefSeq, a predicted model, not a curated record
GGAAUUGUCUAGUUGAAGGAGAAAAUUAUUUCGACAAGAAGUACAUUCGCACGUGUCUUUCUACCGAUUUUAUUUUAGAAAAACUCAAGGAUUUUUCGGGUUGAAGAUCAUGGCACUGAGCCCAGCUACUAAACAAAAAGUUGCGGUUGUUCUGGAGGUGACGAAGACUAUUUUACACUGGGGAUUUAUGCCUACCGUUCUCUAUUUAGGGUUCAAGAAGGGAGCUGACCCUGGACUACCCCCACUGACGCUCAUGAAUCUAUUAUGGCUCUGAAGUACCCACCAGUCCGAAACUAGUGGAAAAUAUCUCAACACGUGCCAUUUACGUUACCCCAUAUUCAGGGAUCACCAGUUAGUGUGAAAUAAUGACAAAUAAAUUCACGUGAAUAACAGAGACCAACAAUUGUUUAACAAAAUU